This is a messenger RNA of Funneliformis mosseae, 537 nucleotides long. Lineage: Eukaryota; Fungi; Glomeromycota; Glomeromycetes; Glomerales; Glomeraceae. The record is from the annotation of a GenBank genome assembly.
AUGGAGUAUUUAAAACUAUUAAAAAGAGAUACAAGUCAAAGACCAAGUGGAAAUCAAUAUAAGAAAUUGAAGGUUAAAGGCCUAGCUUGGAAAGAUUUUUGCGAAAAAUUAGGAUUUUCAAGACCUAUAAUGCUGAUCAAAAAAGAACUGCUAAUGUACGGCGAUGUUUUCUUUGACACUCCGUUGGAUAUUAAGAAAAAAUUUGAUGAUCUUUUAGACUCGACUCUUGGAAUCGAAUUUAGUACAGAGCACAGGAACCUUAAUUCUAUCAGGUUAGGCUGGAAAAUAUCUAGAGCUAUUGUUUUCUACGUUAUCCGUAAAGAUACAUUGUGUUGCCGAGAGUAUAAGUCAGGUGUUCCUCCUGGUUGUAGUAUUGAAUUACUUCUUGCAAUACUCGAUUCAAUUAUUCCUUCAGAGCUCGUAUUUAAAGUUGGGCGCACGACUGGUUUAACCAAAGGAAGCAUUGCUGGUGAUGUUCUUAUGGAUAAGAUUGAAUUAAAUCUGUAUCGCGAAAAAUGUGAUCGUAUAUCCGGUUAG